CCAAACCUGUCGGGCCGGUUUGCAGAGCCACGGGGACUGAGGGAAGAAGGCUACAGAAGGAUGCACGGCCUGCCCCGUGCUGGUCCGAACUGUCCGCACUGUCUGCCGUCUGAGCCUGUGCUUCCCACCGGUCCGAACUCAUGACGCGCACGCUCGAUCUCAUGGUGCCUCUGCUGGGCCUAAGCCUGGAACUGGCCCUGAGCCUGCCCCGAGCUGUGGCAGCCGACUGCGGGUCCCUCGGGCGCGUGGAGCACCUGGCAUUCGCUCCGGUGCCCGGGACAGAACCGACAGCCCCUCGUGUCCGCACGCCGGGGCCCCUGGACUCCCUCUAUGGCACCGUGAGACGAUUCCUCUCCGUGGUUCAGCUUAACCCCUUCCCGGCAGAGUUGAUAAAGACCCUGCUAAAUGAUCCAUCUUCUGUGAAGACAGAUGAGGUGGUCCGGUAUGAGGCGGGCUACGUGGUGUGCGCUGUGAUUGCUGGCCUCUACCUCCUAUUGGUACCCAUCACUGGGCUCUGCUUCUGUUGUUGCCGAUGCCGCCGGCGCUGCGGGGGCAGGGUGAAGACGGAGCACAAGGCCAUGGCCUGUGAACGUGGCACCCUCAUGACCUUCCUGCUGCUGACCACCCUCAUGCUUCUGAUCGGUAUGGUCUGUGCUUUUGCUACUAACCAGUUCACACACAGUCAGACGGGCCCCAGUGUGGAAGCGGUCCCCGAGACCCUGCUCAGCCUAAGAGGCUUGGUCUCUGACGUUCCUAAAGAGCUGCAGGCCGUGGCUGAUCAGUUCUCCUUGCCUCAGAAGCAAGUCUCAAAGGAUCUGGAUGGUUUCGGUGAGAACCUUGGGAAUAUAAUUCAUAACCAACUCAAGAGCACGGUGUACCCAGUGCUAGCCUCAGUGCACGGCCUGGGCCAGGCCCUGCAGGUCUCCAUAGACCAACUUCAAAGCGUGAACGCCACUUCAGUGGAGCUGCAGGAGGGGCAGCAGCACCUGGGACCACCUGUGCAGGCACACCGGGAGCGCCUGCUCGCCCUGCUUCAGGAGAGCUGGUGCCACGAGAACUGCAAGGAGGCCCUGAGCCAGGCCAGUGCUCUGCAACUGGGUGCUGACUUUAGCCAGAUGCCCCCUGUGGAUGACGUCCUGCAUCGGCUGCAGGGUGUCCCAGAGGCCAACUUCUCCAGCAUGGUCCAGGAGAAGAACGCCACCUUCAAUAACCUCCCUAUCCUGGUUCAUAUGCAGACGGUCAGUGUGGUCAAAGAUCUGAAAAAGGCACUGGCUGAGCAGCCUGAAGGUGUGAAGAUGCUGGCCCAAGCGUUCCCAGGUUCAGAGGCAACUUCCCGCUGGAGCCAGGCGCUGGAGGGGCUGGAGCAGCGCAGCCGCCCCUACUUACAGGAUGUGCAGCGAUAUGAGACAUACAGGUGGAUUUUGGGAUGCGUGCUGUGCUCUGCCAUCCUGCUUGUGGUGAUCUGUAACCUGCUGGGCCUCAGCCUAGGCAUCUGGGGGUUGUUUGCCAGGGAGGACCCCAGCCACUCUGAAACCAAGGGCGAGGCUGGAGCCCGCUUCCUCAUGGCAGGUGUGGCCUUCAGCUGCCUCUUUGCAGCCCCCCUCAUCCUCCUUGUCUUCGCCACUUUCCUGGUGGGUGGCAACGUGCAGACGCUGGUGUGCCGGAGCUGGGAGAGUGGAGAGCUGUACGAGUUUGUGGACACCCCGGGGAACCUGCCCCCAUCCAUGAACCUGUCCUACCUUCUUGGCCUGAGGAAGAACAUCAGCGUCCUCCAGGCCUAUCGACAGUGUAAGGCAGGGGCAGCACUCUGGAAGGUUCUACAGCUCAAUGACUCCUAUGACCUGGAUAAGCACCUGGAUAUCAAACAGUAUACCCAUAAGCUUCAGCAGGAGCUUCAAAGCUUCAAAGUAGAUCCGAAGGAUCUAGACCUGUUGAGUCCUGCUGCCCGCCAGGACCUGAAGGCUUUGCAGAGUAGCGGACUGGAGAAAAUCCACUACAGAGACUUCCUUGUACAGAUCCAGAAGCCUGUGGUGAAGACUGACAUGGGGCAGCUGGCGAAGGAGCUGGAAGGACUGGCCCAGGCCCAAAAUGAAUCUUUACGGAGGCAGCAGCUACAGGAGGAGGCCAGAGAACUUCGAAGCCUCUACCAGGAGAAGGUUGUCCCCCAGGAGAACCUUGUGGCCAAGCUCAACCCCAGCAUCAGGGCCUUGGAGUCCUUAGCCCCAAAUCUGCAGGUGGAUACCUCAAACGUUCUUGACAGAGUCGACCGUCUAAAAGGAGAGCUGCCUGCUCAGCUCAACCACAUCCUGGGGAAUGCCACUGAGUGUUUCCAAACCAAGGAAAUGGGCUACUUCUUUCAGUAUGUGACCUGGGUGAGGGAAGAGGUGACUCAGCACAUCGCCACCUGCCAGCCCUUCUCUAAAGCCCUGGACGAUGGUCACAUGAUCCUGUGUGACAUGAUGGCCAACCCCUGGAAUGCCUUCUGGUUCUGCCUGGGCUGGUGCACCUUCUUCCUCAUCCCCAGCAUCAUCUUCGCGGUCAAGACCUCCAAGUACUUCCGUCCCAUCCGGAAACGGCUCAGCUCCACCAGCUCUGAAGAGACACAGCUCUUCCAUAUCCCCAGGGUCACCUCCCUGAAGCUAUAGAACCCACCGGGCAAGGUGACACCUGGGGGUUUCCUGUCCUUCUUCCUUGUCUCAGCCUGGACCAGACGACAUCUGUAACCUCUGCUCCAGAGCCCAG
Rattus rattus (black rat) is the source of this 2742-nucleotide messenger RNA. It is a transcript of the gene Prom2, whose product is annotated as prominin 2. The coding region runs from base 141 to 2645 and encodes 834 amino acids. Lineage: Eukaryota; Metazoa; Chordata; Mammalia; Rodentia; Muridae. Gene Ontology annotation, cellular component: microvillus; apical plasma membrane; cilium. The record is from RefSeq and is a predicted model, not a curated record. Gene Ontology annotation, molecular function: cholesterol binding. The transcript is spliced from 24 exons.